CAUCGUUUUGCUGAGCUGCACGGCGCACCUCUGUAUACAUCAUCACUCUCAACGUGCACGCCUGUAUAUCCUCGAUCAAUCCUCGCGUUCAUCAGGUUUACAGUUUACCAGUCGCAUUCUUAUCGCAGAAUGUCCUGAUAGAAGGAGGACAAUCUGGUCCUCAGAAGAGCUAGAUGAGUGGACACAGCGCACUUCAACCAAAGCGCUGAAGCUAAUGAAACCAGCUGAGGAGAAUGAUGGACGGAUCAAAGAUUCGAAAUAAGCCCUUUCGAAGCAAGCGCUGUGAAUGCAGGCUUGCUGCUCCCCAUAGACAAUGCUUUUCGCUGCUCUUUCUGCUGAUCCUCUCACAAGGUGCGCUCGCAGCAAGGACAAACAGGCCUUACCAUGCGGAUCCAGCUGGAAGGGUAGCUAAGGAGGAUCAUGAAGCGGCAGAACAAUUGUCAAAAGCUGAACAUAGUGAAUCCAAAACCACGUUAGGCGGGAAGGUUGGAGGAGCACAAGAGUUUCUCCAGAAGCAGGCUUCUCGUAGUGCCAGGCAAAGGCUUCUUGAAGAGAAGCGAUUGCAUGGCUUCGUUGAGAUGGCUGACCAGCAAAGGAUUGUACCAAUCAGCGCCCAUGCUACAGCUGAGGAAGUGGCGAGAGCUGGUUCAACAUUUGCAUCCGAGUCCGGUCACCACAGUACUUUAGGGAUACAGAGUAGAGAUGGAGAUAAGCAAAGAGUAGGAAUGGGUCAGACUGAGAGUGCAAGGAUUCGAAGUAGGGAUGUAGCUGAACCACUGCUUUCAGAAAGAGUAGAGGAGAAGACAGAUAAGGAGAGCUUGAACAACGUACCUCCUGAAGAACUAGAGACGGAGCUAAGAAUUGGCUGGCCUGGUUUCGUAGAGCUCGGUUGGAAAGGGGCUGCAUCAAACCGCCAAGGGGCUGCAUUAGCUCAGGAGGCAAAGUUGCAAGAAGGAGUAGCGGGACAGGAUGCACAAGUGGGAAGGCAACCGGAGGAACUCGUUUCUGAUGGAACCGACGAAAACUUGCACUCCCCCAAAACGAUCCUCCAGCUCGAGAUGCCCCCGUACCACCCCCCUCGGCACUCCCCAAACCGCACCCCCCGCGCCAAAACCGCCUGCCCCCGUCGAACCCUCCCCGAAACCCUCCCCCUCCGGAAGCCCCUCGCAAACCCCCCCGCCAGCGAAAAGCCCCUCGCCGUCUCAAUCUCCGAGUCCUCUGCCGAGUCCCUCGAGAAGCGCCUCACCAAAACCGUCGGCAAGUACGUCACCAAGUGCGUCAGCAAAGGCGUCACCGUCCCCUUCUCACAGCCCCCCCCCAAGCCGGUCGCUUUCUCCGUCGUCCUCUCGAAGCCCCAGUCCGUCACCUUCUACGUCGGCACGCCCGUCACCGUCUACGUCAGCUUCUCCGUCAGCAUCUCUACGGCCAUCUCAAAGCCCGUCGCCUUCGCGAUCCCCUUUGCCGUCUAG
Messenger RNA from Klebsormidium nitens, 1469 nucleotides. Lineage: Eukaryota; Viridiplantae; Streptophyta; Klebsormidiophyceae; Klebsormidiales; Klebsormidiaceae. The record is from the annotation of a GenBank genome assembly.